Penicillium diatomitis is the source of this 870-nucleotide messenger RNA. Its product is annotated as thioesterase family protein. The record is from RefSeq and is a predicted model, not a curated record. Lineage: Eukaryota; Fungi; Ascomycota; Eurotiomycetes; Eurotiales; Aspergillaceae. The coding region runs from base 1 to 870 and encodes 289 amino acids. The transcript has 2 exons.
AUGUUUGGGCUAUCUGCCAUCGUGGGAUUGUUGGGUGUCGCCGUCGCCUUCUCAUUCUUUGACCCAAAAGCGAUACCUGGAAUCUGGCAUAUGCGAAUGGUGAACAUACUCUUUCGACAUUUACUCUGGCAUAAAGAGCGCACCCUCACGGCGUUCCCAUCUCGCGCUCCUGCGGCCCCAUCCACCAUUUUUCGGAGCCACCACACUCGUACCUACUGCUCAACCGUAGAGAUUGAUGUGAACAUUCACAAAUCCAACAGCACUUUCUACGCUGAUCUUGAUCUCAGCCGACUUGAACUCCUGAUGACCCUUUUCAAGGACGCUCUGACACCGCUGAGCCCGCGCGCUACGCUGGCGGCUGAGCAUGCCUACAGCCGUCGCAACCGACUGCGCCCGCUGAUCGCCGCUCUUGGGGGCGUUGCAUGUCUUUUUCGACGAGAGAUUAAACCUUACCAACGCUACGAUGUCAUUACACGGGUGUUGACCUGGGAUGACAAGUGGUUGUACAUGGUGAGCUAUUUUGUCAAGCCGGGCAGCGCAAAGGGAUCGCAAAUUGCCGAGGACCAUAUCUUUGCAUCUGCCAUCUCGCGAUACGUCUUCAAGAAGGGACGACAGACUGUCACUCCCGCAGAGGUGAUGCGCCACUCCGGACUUCUGAGCGAUGAAACGUGGCCCAGCGAUGUGGACAUCGCCGCUCGUCAGCGCGAUCGCCCUGCUCUUCCCUACCGAGAUCUCACCCGCGACAUAGCUGUUGUCGACGGAAAAGAGGAUUCAUGGACCUGGCUCGAUGUGGAAAUGGAGCGCCAGGGUGGCUUGUCCUUCGCUCACAACUUUAGCGGGCUGAAUGACCUACAGAGUAUGAGCGUCUAG